GUUCAGCAAACUGUGUCACCCUUUGGCAGCUGUCACAGUCCACAACUGUUGUUUUGGACUCCAGUCAAAUCCACAGCUUUGUGUGUGCUUGCUCCAGCAUAGCUGAGACCCAAGUCCCACAUCUCACAAGUUCAGAAUUCCUGUUUUGCUAUAGUCACAACAAAUACAUGGUCUGACCACUUUGAGAGGAUAAAGGAACUGGCAAGGUGCUUGGGCUAUUUUUUUCCCUUGCAAGUACACAGUGUAAACUUUGUAAACUUCAUUUCUGGCAUUGAACUUACCCUUUACACGUUGUGUGACCCCGCAUUGCUGACAUUUUUAGUCAGUCAAUGGAUGCCUUUCCUCCUCUGUUUCCUCCACUCCUCCCUUUUCUCAUGAACUCUCAUUAACACUGCUCUCCAGUGGUGAAUAUUCUACUUGCUGCCACAAGUUAUACAUGUUGCCAAGUCAUGCUCUCACUGUUAAGGCAUAUAAAUAUCAAGAAUUUUGUUUACUUAUGAUGCACGGACAGGCCUAGUUGUCCCAAAGUACAGUAAAAGAAACAAUUUGAUCAUCAGGCUAAAUGUAUUGAAGAACCUUAUUUAGAAUGUAACACCCUAACAACAGUGCAGACUUGCUUAUCGGUUCCUUAACUCUAGGCUCUAGACUCAAUAACUACUUAACAGUAACGCUUUCUCCAAAAAUAUACACGAUAUGCAAUCGUACAUGUGGCGGUCAUCAAUAUGAAUGGUAAAUUCUAAUAAGAGUUGCUGAUUUUGCUCAUUGUUGUAUAUGUUAAACUACUGCAAAAUUGAUUGUGAUCAAGGGCGUAGAUUUGGUCUUAAUAUUGGUAGGGACGAUAUAAUAGCAUAACUUGCAUGUACACUUUUUGCUGGGGACGGGACAUUAAUAAGACCAAACAUAUUUUGUGAAUGGUGGUCAGGGCUACAUUUCUCACCAAUAUGAAGCUAAUUAAUUGAGAGGCUAAAUGAUUAAUGCAAAAUAAAUCUGUUUUGACCUAUACUAACUUUCACACUGCAAAUUUAUAGCAUUUUAAUCUGAUAAUUUUUGUUACAUCUAGUCAAAUAAUUUUCUCCAUUUUUUUUUUUUUUUUAGUGUUAAAGGCUAAUUAAAAGAUUAAUGUGUCAGAUUCUUCCACUUUAAGUAAAUAUUACUAUUUGUUUGUAUUGAGCCCAUACAUCUAAAAGUUGAUCAUUUUUAACCCAAAUCAAGAAAAAAAUUCUUUCAAAUACUGUUUUGAACAGUAUUCUUGAAUUGAGAACAUUUCUGACAACCAAGUUUUUCUUUUAAGCUUAAAUAUGCAAACUUUUUGCUUAAAAUAAAUCUUAAGCUUAUUUUCAGCUAGCUGUUUUUCUUAUUUCAAGAAAUCUCAGUGAGUAAAAUCGACUUGAAGCACUGUAGCAAUAUCAAUAUUAGUGAAGUGUUCCCCACCUCCACAACAUUGACGUCUUUUUACAUUACUUACAGUGGCUGCUGCUGGCAGGAAAAAAAACCUUCUAAUAUCCCUCGUCUUUGAAUGGGGCGAGGGAUGCGGUAUGUUGUAUGGAUGUGUGUGUGUGUGUGGGGGGGGGGGUUCAAGUCAUCAGCCAAUCAAACGUGCGUUUGAGGGGAAGAAAUGGACUGGCACAUUCAGUGAGUGAAAAGGGGUCAGUGUAAGUCUGAACAUAAUGAAAGUACUGUAAUUCACUUAAUAAUGGUAGGAUCAAUUCUAUCCUGACAACAUAUAGGAAGACAAUCUAAAUGACCUAUAUAACUGAAAUCAUUAUACAAUUCAAAUAAGGUUGCCUAAAAGUUGGUCGGGAUAAUUUGAGCAUCCUGAAAAGUUGGUAUUGUUAUGUCCCUAUGCAAACCUACGCCCUUGUUGUGAUAAGUUGGUAUUGUUAUGUCCCUAUGCAAACCUACGCCCUUGUUGUGAUUAACCAAUUUCAACAUUAUGUGGCAAUCUUGCAGUGCUGUUUAAUUCAAUAGUUGACCUGAGUGAUUUAUAGCCCACAGGUAUCACUCGCAACCUAUCUCCUCCUCCCUCACUGUCAGCACAUCUGAAAUUGACCAAUCCGAUCACGGUGAUUAUAGACCCCCACAGCUCCUCCCACUGCAGCUGAUGGUGUUACCAUGGGUUACCGUGGGUGUUGGCCAGCCAUGUGUCUUGCUUUUGUGAAGAGAAUGUUAUAUUUAUUUAUUCCAAUGUCAACCUCAUAGAUAUGUAUGAUUUAACUUGCACAGGUUCCAAUACUAUUCAAAAUACAGAGUAAUUCCAAAGUAUUUCACAAAUUUUGCCCACUCACAUCUAGCUUUCACCCUUGAAAAUCUUAUUACCCUCCUUCUUUAGUUGACAGGCUGCAACAAUAAUGGAUCCUACAUAUAUAAAAGUCACAUACUCUAGUUUCUUAUAGCUGUGCUGUAUUCAGAAUGUAAAUUAUGUUCAGUGUUCAGCGUGCACAUCUGUUUACUUCACAUCCGCCGUCGUCAUAAUAUUAGGGAACGGUUCAACCCUUAGAAUAUAGCAUAUUUUCUUGUUUAAAAGGUUUUCAGGUAGUUGACAAAUGUACAAAAGCAGUCUAUAAGUGUCAAAAAAGACUUUUUCUUCAUAUUAAACUGAAAUGAUAUAAGCAUAAUUAUAGCCACAUUGUUAAAAACGCUUACCCUGUAUUUUGGGUAACUGCCAAACAUGAUAGAUAGCAAAGAGCUAAUACAGACAGCAAACAAGUGGUGAAGGACAGCCAGGGGCAACCAUAUACAACGUACUUAAGUGUGAACACAGAAGCAAUGCAGUCUGUUUAAAGCCUUCACAUUCUCCUUUAAAGGUAUUGCCGUCAUGCUGAUUGUUUGAUUACAAUAUUUUUGUAUGUUAGGAUUCCUUCCCCUCCUGAAUACAACGGCACACUUGUUUUUUCAGUUUGAUGAAUUGCAGCCUAAACUCAACUGAGCAGCUCUGAUAUAAAAAGUUAUAGGUUUACACAAGGUACUAUAGGAUCAGCUCCACUCAACGUUUGGUAUACAUCUGUUCAUAGAUGUGGGAACUGUGCACUUCCUCUUCAGAGAGCACACUCCCCUUUACCCUGGUCAAAUGUUUAUCAGGCAUGCUGCCAAAUUCCCUCACUAAUGAUCCAACAUAAUGAUCCAACAUUCCCCUCCAACUAUGCACAUGUGUGUCCUAUUUUGUGCUUUACACAGAUUUGUAUCUUUAGAGCAUUGUCUCUUUCUGAGUGAGUCAACCUUUAUUUUCAUUUUUCUAAACCUGUUGAAUGACCUUCAGACUUUUUGUGUCUCUCUUGCUGGUCUGAUUAACACCCCCGCACAUACAGUGGUGCACUCCCAGCCCUCUGAGAGAGAAAGCAUAAACGCAACCAUUAAGUGCCCAACACGUUGUUAUGGAAACUGUGCUGACAUGCUGAAAUGUAUUCCAGAGUCACUUCUGCAGUUGAAUUUUUGUCUGUUUAAAGUGAGUAGAUUUGUUUUGCAGAAACUUGGCAAAUUUACUACAGCGUGAAGCCCAAAUUGCAUUUUUAUAUAAAUAGUAAUAAUUAUUUUUUGCACUUGUGGAAGCAGCACUCCUUAAAAUCCUGAAUUACAUUUGUCAGUCAGCUGACGCUUGCUUGUGGUGCGUGCAGCAGACACACACCGUACCUUCAACCAACGUUGACAACAUUGCCAAACAUUCAAAGCCAGUUAAUUGCUGUAAAUAAGAACUCUUUGAAUUAAUCAUCAUCUGUGCCUUUUACUUCAUUAUAGUUUUCAUAGACUUCAUUAUGUAUUGAAGGCACACAAGGCUCGGGGCCGAUUCAUAGGGGGCCUACUUUAUCAUAUACAUACUUCCCCUUGGCAAUAUUUUUCGUAAAUUCAACAUCCACUUUCACUGCUAUGCCGAUGACACCCAACUCCACUUCUGAACCCUCCUCCUCUCUCCCGCCCUCAUCUCUGAAUGACUGUAUCACUGAAACAAAAAUCUGGUUUACCGACAAUUUCCUAAAACUUAACAGUAAUAAAACUGAGGUGCCCCUCGUUGGCUCUAAAUUCACCAUCUCAAAUAACCAUAACAUAUCCCUUACCGUUGACAACUCCUCUGUUUCACCCUCCCCCCCAAGUCAAGAGCCUAGGAGUAAUCCUCGACAACACACUUUCUUUUCAAUCGCACAUCAAUAACAUUACCCGGAUUGCCCACUUUCACCUACGCACCAUUAAUCGCCUCUGCCCUUCCCUCACCCCACAUUCUCCAGCAAUUCUGGUUCACAGCCUUGUCACUUCCCGCCUGGACUACUGCAACUCUCCUCUUCGGCCUCCCUCAUAAAACUCUCCAUAAAAUCCAACUGGUCCAGAAUUCAGCUGCCCGCAUCAUAACCCGUACCCCAUCCAUCCACCACAUCACUCUAGUCCUCCAACAGCUUUACUGGCUCCCCGUCCACUUUCGGAUACAGUCCAAAGUUCUCCUCACAUUCAAGGCCAUCCAUAACCUCGCCCCUCCAUACCUGUCCGAUCUCAUUCAUGUUACUACGCCCUCCUGUGCCCUUAGAUCCUCCUCCUCCAUACAACUGUCUGUCCCGCCCGCUCGCCUCAGCACCACCGGCUUUGGAAUUCACUCCCACCCGACCUCAGGAACACAGAUUCCCUCCCCCUUUUUCAAUCAAAACUCAAAACUCACCUGUUUAGACUAGUCUUUCCACCAUAAUCACUAAGUUCUGGUCUUUUUAACUGCCCUUAUAUCGCUUUUAGUAUUUUGAAUUUCCUUAAACAUUCUAUAUUUUCAUUUUCUCACUUUUUAAUAUGUUUAAAUGUUUUAAAUGAUUGUACGGCGACCUUGAGUGCCAGAAAGGCACCUUCAAAUAAAAUGUAUUAUUAUUAUUAUUAUUAUUACCUCCAUCAAAGAUGACAGAGUGGAAACACAGAGCUUUUUCCGUUGAAAAUUCUUGUGAAUAAAUGCUUAAAUCCCUGUAUUCUUUAUAGAUAAGGACGAAAAACAGUCUUGAUUCUUGAUUAAAAGCAACAACAACAAAAAAAACGUGACGUUAGCAUGUAUUUUACGUAAAUAUUGCAAACUAUAAUGCUUGUUAGUAAGUAAAUUAGCGGCCGCCCUAUGUAAACACAGCUUUUUCCAUUGAAAAUUUUUGUGAAUAAAUGCUUAAAUCCCUGAAUUCUUUAUAGAUAUGGAUGUAAAGUAGUCUCGAUUCUUGGUUAAAAGCAAAAAAAAAAAAAAAAAAAAAAAAAAAAAUCGGGCAGUUAGCAUUUAUUUUCUGUAAAUAUGCUGAAUGUCCUGCUAGUCUUUAAGUCACUGUGGCGGCCCCCUUAGUACAACAAAGAGCUUUUUCCGUUGAAAAUUCUUGUGAAUAAAUGCUUAAAUCCCUGCAUUCUUUAUAGACGUGGACGUAAAACGGUCUCGAUUCGAAAAAAAAAACGGGCAGUUAGCAGUUAUUUUACGAAAAUAUUGCGAAGUAUAAUGCCAGUGCUGUAGCUGCUAAUUUCUCCCAUUUAUUUAUUUAUUUUUGUAACAACUUUUUAAAAUGCAUGCAUGGUACGAAAAAUAUGAUAAUUACCUUGAAUCCUCGACCAAAUCACUCCUGAGACAAUCCUUCCUGUUUGUAUGCAGUACAGCUUUCGUACUUUUUCAACCUAAAUCUGGCGUUCGAUCGCUGCAUGUGAGUGUUGGACGGCCCCCUUCAGGAAGGCGUGAUGCAAUGAAUGGGGAACGUGUCAUGUCAAUACAUAAUGAACUCUACGGUAGUUUUGCACUAUUUCUCAACCUUCUCCAAAUCUCCUUUGGGUUGCAUUUUUUGUUCAACACAAAACUGAUUGUCACAAUUCCAAACAAAGUCCUAAAAAUGAAUAAGGUGGGGAUGUAAAAAUUUGGAGAAAGUUAACGCUGUUGUUGAAACACACUGCCAGCUCACAAGUGCUUUUUUGAAACUCAAACCAUGUGUAUUUUGUUCUGAUUUGAUCUUAAAAGAGACAAAGAAUUCUGUGUAAGCCACUUUGUCAACUCUUUAACUCAGUUUUCAAAUAUUUACGAAGGCUUUAGAUGAGCUUGAUAACAUGGAAUCAAAGACUGAAAAGGAAAUGAAUCCCAUUGUCGUGGAAUAACCACAACCACAAUGAGCAGUCGUGGAAUAACCACAACCACAAUGAGCAGUAUCCUUAAAAAAACAAAAAAACACCUCAAAAGUUCACAAACUGGGUGCACUGGAGCCCAGGAAGUCAUAUAAUUUGAAAAUAAAUAACUGCAUACCGGGAUGGGCAUGCCAAAAAUAAUAAACAUCAUAAACCUUACUCCUUAUCUUUGGGGCAAAUUGAACACUUUGAUAAAGAUUGAGAUUGUGUUACAUAAAUCUGACAUCCUUGCAUGAAUUAAGUCAGUUUUUCGAUUAGUUUCGGAAGUAAGCCAUAUUUUUGGGUGGAACAAAAGAUUUAUUUUUCCAAUGAGGAUAAUGGAUGAAUGGUUUAUGGAAUGAUCUAUGUCAAACCGGUGUCUACAUUGUAAGACAUCAGAUCCAGAUUUUGUAAACCCAACUCUAAUGGUCUUGAUGGAAGGACAGACAGACAAAAAGGUGCUGAAAGGACAGCGUCCCUUUUUUCUUGUAUUGGGCGUGACUUCAGGGAACUCUCCAAGGUUAUUAACAGCAUAACUUCCACCGGAAACACCCUUCAUACAAGAAGUACGGCCAUAUCCAAUAUGACAUCGCUGUCACUUAUUAUCUAAAAAAUAAGUUGUGACACCACGUGCCUCACUUCAGUUGUAAUUUUUCGAAGAGAGAACGAUUGUGCUCUUGGUGCCUACUUUAAUUUUGACAUCUUUAAUGUUUACAGGUAAUCCUCUCUUGCUUUUAUUUUGAUAGGCUCUGCUCCCGGUGUGUCCCUCACAUAGGCGGACUUGUCACAUAGUGGUCGCAUGCUACAAGCUUAGUAAUAAAAGUCCAAUCGCUAUUACAUGUUCUCGUUUUCCAUUAAUUUUAGGCAUUUUCACUAAAGUGGACUGCUUUUGUGCUGCAUUGUAUUUAUUUUGUCUGCUUCCGUCACGCUGCCACCACCUGCUACUGAAUUCCUGUCAAGGCGGUGGCCGUGCAAGAGAGCAGAGCUGAGAUAAAGAAGAAGCUUUUUUUCUUUCUUUCUUUCGCCUGUGCAGCUGCAACACCGCCUGCAAAGCAUGUCGACCACCGGGGAAAUGCCAGCAGGUGGCUUAUUCAAGAACAUGGGCUCCGACAGCCCCGCCAGGCCGAGACAGCAGUUUUGUGGCAUGUUCUGCCCAGUGGAAGGUUCCUUCGACAGCAAGACUUUGGACUUCGAUGCGCUCUCUGCGUGUAGAGGCAAGCGAGACAGUCGAGUCAUUGACCGGCAAAGCGACAUCUCCCAGCCCAAGAAGGUGGAGAUCAGGGAGAGUACAGGGAAGGAAGCUCUGCAGAACCUGGAUGAUGGAAAGAGUGACCGUCUCCUGAUCAAAGGAGCGAAGAUUGUAAACGAUGACCAGUCCUUCUGCGCCGACAUUUAUAUGGAAGAUGGAGUUAUUAAACAAAUUGGGGAAAACCUCAUCGUACCCGGUGGAGUUAAAACCAUCGACGCCCAUGGGCGCAUGUUAAUGCCUGGCGGAAUCGAUGUGCACACACGAUUCCAGAUGCCUGAUCGAGGCAUGACGUCUGCUGAUGAUUUCUACCAAGGCACCAAAGCAGCACUGGCGGGAGGCACAACAAUGAUCAUUGACCACGUGGUUCCAGAGCCAGGAGUCAGUCUCAUCUCGGCCUUCGAGCAGUGGCGUGAAUGGGCCGACAGCAAGUCAUGCUGUGACUACUCUCUGCAUAUGGACAUCACUGAGUGGCAUAGAGGCAUGCAGGAAGAGAUGGAGGCCCUAGUAAAAGAUCACGGUAUCAACUCCUUCUUAGUCUACCUGGCCUAUAAGGAUCUUUUCCAGUUAACUGACACUCAGGUGUAUGAAGUGUUUAGUGUAAUUCGUGAUCUUGGUGCCAUCGCUCAGGUGCAUGCUGAAAAUGGAGACAUUGUUGCUGAGGAACAGCGCAGGAUCUUGGAGCAGGGCAUCACUGGUCCCGAAGGACAUGUGUUGAGUCGUCCUGAGGAGGUGGAAGCAGAGGCUGUUAACCGUUCUGUGACUGUGGCAAAUCAGACCAACUGCCCUUUGUAUGUCACUAAGGUGAUGAGCAAGAGUGCUGCUGAUGUCAUCGCACAAGCCAGGAAGAAGGGCACUGUUGUCUAUGGAGAGCCAAUCACCGCAAGCCUGGGAACAGACGGUUCACACUACUGGAGCAAAAACUGGGCCAAGGCAGCAGCUUACGUCACAUCCCCUCCACUGAGCCCUGACCCGACCACACCAGACUAUCUCAACUCCCUGCUCUCUUGUGGUGACCUGCAGGUGACAGGAAGUGCACAUUGUCCCUUCAACACUGCCCAACGCGCUGUGGGAAAAGAUGACUUCAGCUUGAUACCUGAAGGUGUCAAUGGGACAGAGGAGAGAAUGUCGAUUAUCUGGGACAAGUGUGUGGUGACUGGCAAGAUGGAUGAAAACCAGUUUGUGGCAGUGACCAGCACCAAUGCGGCCAAGAUUUUCAACCUAUAUCCCCGCAAGGGCCGCAUUUCAGUCGGUUCUGAUGCAGAUCUGGUACUUUGGGACCCUGACGUCACAAAGAUCAUCUCUGCCAAGAGUCACAACUCGACUGUGGAGUAUAACAUCUUUGAAGGAGUAGAGGUGCGUGGCGGUCCCCUGGUGGUGAUCAGUCAGGGUAAGAUUGUCCUGGAGGAAGGAAACCUCCACGCCACCGAAGGUUCUGGGCGCUAUGUGGCCCGCAAACCUUUCCCUGACUAUGUCUACAAGAGGAUAAAAGCUCGCAGCAGGCUGGCUGAGCUGAGGGGUGUACCAAGAGGAUUGUACGACGGUCCGGUUUGCGAGGUGUCGGUCACACCUAAAGCCAUGACGCCCGCCUCAUCUGCCAAAACGUCACCUGCAAAGCAGGCCAACCAGCAACCUGUCAGGAACCUUCAUCAAUCUGGCUUCAGUCUCUCUGGUGCUCAGAUUGACGACAACAUUCCUCGCCGAAACACCCAGCGCAUUGUGGCGCCCCCGGGCGGAAAGGCGAACAUUACCAGCCUAGGUUAGAGUGCUCCAUCAAUUGCACGGAGCGGGGGGAAAUGGAUUUAAAGAAUGAAGCCCGAUUGGUGCAGAGGGUUUCAUGGCGGAAACUUCUCCCAACAGCAGAUCAGGCAUUUCUCCAUCUGUGAUCUGUAUUUCCUCCACUUCCUUUUUUCCGCAAUCCCCCCUCAAACGAGAUCAUAGGGGACACAGUUUGAAACAAAAAAGUUUUGUCUCACAUGAAGGGAAAAAAAUUGUGCACUUUUACUUUUUCUUUGUUGCGGUUCUUUCUCCCUUUCACCCACUAUUGGGUGGGCUGAUUUAACAUUAUGAAGCAGAUUGGGUACUUUAGUGCAAAAGGUCAAAUUUACUGUAUUAUCUAACUUGAGGGCAGCAUGUGUGCUUCAUCACCACCCAACAUUUAAUCGAUAAUUCACCCACAGGGCUGUCUGUUCAAAACAAGAAGAAAACUCUUAAAAACUGUUAUGAUUUCUUGCUUUGCUGACAUGCACAGAAUAAGUCUGAAUUUCCGUGUCAGCUGAAAAAUCCUCAUGGCUGUUGUAAAAGUAGCUUUUUGCUUCAUUUCUGCACAUAUCUAGCAAGUUGGAUUGAGGCUAAUUAACUGUAAAAUGAAUUAAAUAAGGCCAGAGAAAUACCUUUUUGUUGCUCCAUGUCAUUCACUUAUAUAGCAGGUAUUGAAUAUCCAAACUUUUUCAAGCCGUCCAUCACCAACCAGUGCAUUUCAGACAGAAUGUUUCUAGACUCACCAACAACUAUGCUUUCUGUUCUUACUCUUUAUGUGCCUGAAAAAAACACAGAAGGUGUAUACAUAUUUUUGUUCCUCUUCUUUAAGUGAAGGAUGUAAGAUAAAAAGCCAAACAAAAAAACAAACAUGUAACAUAGGAUUAACCGAUUCAAAGGUGCCAGAUUUUGCGCUUUCGAUUGGGCCUAUUGUGCCAGUAGAGCCCCUGUAAAGAAAAAAGAAAAGCUCAUUAUCUUGAAUCUUUUUUUUUUUUUUUUCAACUUUGCUGUCAAACUGCUCUUUGGUGUCGAUUUGUAACUAGUUGCUGAAUGGUUGAACACGUUGUUUUGCGCUUGAAAGCCGCGGCAAGCUGAUGAUUUUCUGUACUGUAUGUGUGACUAGUGAACUGUACAUGAUGGAGGGAUCGACCCCGGCUGAACUCAAAUACAGUCCUAAUUUACCAUUUCCCUUUUUCAUACUAUCAGUUCUUCAUGAUUCCAAGGAUUUGAUACAGCUUUGUAUUUUGACGCCAUUGCUCUCCACAUUUCCUGGCUAUUGCGAGUACUCAAUGUUCAAAUUUAAACUAUCUUUAUUUCACCUGUUCUGUCAAUUUUCUCACAUUCCUUAUGUUUUUUAAACACUCCUUGACAAAAGACUCACUGUUGUAGUUUUACAUUUUGCUUCUAUGUCGGUAUGUAAUUUACUGUGUUUCUGUAUCUUUUUUUUUUUUGUGGGUUGAGGGGGGCAUAGAGUUACCGACAAUAAAUGAUGACACUAAAUGAACUGUAGUCUUUGGAUUGGUUGCCCCUUCUACUAACACUAAAUCCGGCCCAGGGUGUCAAAACUAGGGCUGCUAUCUUUUUAUGUGCGGUAAACUACAGUAAAAAUAACACUAAAUUCAAUUAUAAAAUUUCUCUGGUACUAAAUUAAUGUCUUUUACUGGUGAAAAACACAUUUACAAAAUUUCUUUUGGUUACAGAAAGAUAUGAGCGCAGUUUUCAGAAAUAACCAUAAUUGAAAUGACUCAAACAGACUUCUUUUUGGAAAAUGUUGAGAAUUCAAGUGAAAGAAUGUCAUUUUUUUUCUCACUCGCAUAGGAUUCGUCAGGCUCAACCAUUCCAAACUACCUCGAGACCCCUCCCCAUUACUUGUACCAUUGUCUCACUACAUUUUUGGUUGUUUGCAGCUGUUGCAAUGCUAAUAUACUUCACCACUCUCAUGAUCUGCUGCUUGUGGUCUGUCUUGGCUAUGCCUGUCAUAUUUGAGUUUGCCAUUUGCAUUCUCAGGACAGACACACCAAACAACCAUCGUGUGUCAUCCCUCCUUGCUAAUACAUGUGACAACAACACAACUGUACGAUUAAACACUGUCAGUCUGAGUUCUAAUAUUGAACCAUAUUAUGCUAAUCAUAUAUAAGUAAUAUGUACUGUAUGUUCACUAUAUGCUGCAGACUGAGAGAAGAUGCUAUUCGACACAGCUUGUACUCUGACCCCACCCACAAAUUUCCUCCCUGUUCCCUUUGUCAAAGUGAAAAUGUGUGAUGGAUGGUGUUUGUUCUGGUGGCCGAUGGGAUUCUGGGAUGCCUGCUCAAUAUGGGGAAUAAAGUGUUAA
This is a messenger RNA of Corythoichthys intestinalis (scribbled pipefish), 11414 nucleotides long. RefSeq names its product dihydropyrimidinase-related protein 2. The transcript has 14 exons. Gene Ontology annotation, cellular component: cytoplasm. The record is from RefSeq and is a predicted model, not a curated record. Gene Ontology annotation, molecular function: hydrolase activity, acting on carbon-nitrogen (but not peptide) bonds. The coding region runs from base 7133 to 9088 and encodes 651 amino acids. Lineage: Eukaryota; Metazoa; Chordata; Actinopteri; Syngnathiformes; Syngnathidae.